Ixodes scapularis (black-legged tick) is the source of this 743-nucleotide messenger RNA. RefSeq lists its product as uncharacterized. NCBI's taxonomy places the organism in Eukaryota, Metazoa, Arthropoda, Arachnida, Ixodida, Ixodidae. The transcript has a single exon. The record is from RefSeq and is a predicted model, not a curated record. The coding region runs from base 114 to 521 and encodes 135 amino acids.
UCGCGACGCCCGUGCUUCCACACUCGUGCUUGCAGCCGACAGUUCCAUUGCUGCCCGAUCUGGAAACCGGACGCGAACUCUCGGUGCACCAGAAACCAGCGCCCCGAGCAGCAAUGGACGUGUCUACCGAGACCCCCGUCCAGACGAAACAGGGUACGAACAAGCCCGGCAGCAAGCAAGAGUUGGGCGACGAAGGCCUCAAGGUCCAGGAGCCCGUGAGGGCGUCUUCCAAGGAGGCGUCCAGGCCAUCUGGAGAAGCGGACGUCGAGCCGCCUCUCAGCGAACUGACUAAGCCCAAGUCUAGCGACGAUGUGGCCAAAGUCGUCGAGGGUGUCGCGGGCCUCCGGGGCACCGAGCCGAUGGAUCCAACGGGCCAGCAGGCAGAGGAGAUGGCGUCGCACACCGAGUCUGUCUCCAAACCUGAGGAAGCCAAGGCGGAAGACCCGGCCUCUGGCAAGCUGCAAACGGGGGACGCUCAAACCACGACCUUCGCGUGGAAGAUCGGUUCGCUGAGCGCCUGAGGGACGAAUGCGCUCUGGGUUUCACGGAAUGCCGCCACGAGCUUCCGAGUCUCAGCCCCCUGAAUUGAUGCCACUACUCUUCUAAUAAAUUGGUUCGUAGCCCUCUUCCCGCUCGAGUGCUUGUGGUUCUGUUCGGUGUUUGAAAACGCGGCAGUCAUUGCGGUCGUUGGGCGCACUCAAAAACGACAUAGGGUGGUACUCACCAAACGCCCAUCUGAAUUG